Messenger RNA from Actinia tenebrosa (Australian red waratah sea anemone), 5546 nucleotides. RefSeq lists its product as uncharacterized. The record is from RefSeq and is a predicted model, not a curated record. Lineage: Eukaryota; Metazoa; Cnidaria; Anthozoa; Actiniaria; Actiniidae. Gene Ontology annotation, cellular component: cytoplasm.
UUAGAAUUUUAGACGUAUCUCAGUAUUAUUUACAUUGAAUAGUCUAGCCUAUCGUGUGUAUAUGUAACGUAACAUAAAAUAUGAUGGUCCAUCAGCAAUGUACUACUAGACACAGGAAUCAUGGGAAGGGGGAUAAUCCCUCAUUGCCUGGUAAUUAUUCCACAAAACUGUAUCAAGCGUCGAAAAUCAGUCAUUAGCAUCGUUUUCUUAGAAACGGCUGAAGAAGAAAUGUAGUUCUUGGGCGAAAUGACAACGUUUUCUGGCGGACGAUAUGAUGUCCUGAGAGAUCAGUCUGAUAACGAAAGCCCCGAAGAAGAGGAGGAUUUACAUGAAGUCCCAAAGUCAAACGAAAAAAAAAAGAAGAAGAAAAAGAAAAAGAAGAAGCAAGGAGAUGAAUCCGGCAACGGAGCUUUGAAACCUGAUCGAACAGAAGCGGAAAAAGUGGUUGUAUCUGCGACACAACAUUUAACGAAGAACAACAACAAGAAGAAAAGUGCCAACCAAGGCAUUCUCUCAUCUGAAUUUAAUUUCACGCUUCCAAAAGGCACCAAUAAAAAAGGAAAGGAAACACAUAACGACGAAGAAGGAGAAGAAGAAGCUAGCACAGGUAUUCUUUCAUCUGAAUCAACUGCAUCGCUUCCAAAACCCAUUGGUGAAGAAGGAAUAGAAACAAACGAUAACAAAGAAGGCGGAGAAGGAGCUACUAGCACAAGCAUUCAUUCAUUUGAAUCAAAUGCAUCGCUUCCAAAACCCAUCGAUGAAGAAGAAAUGGAAACAAACGAUAACAGAGAAGGCGAAGGAGGAGCUACUAGCACAAGCAUUCAUUCACCUGAAUCUACAAAAGAAAGGCAAAAUCGUUUUCAAGUCAUGUGGCUCGUGAAUGGCGUUGGCUUGACUGCACUAAGGAAACUUUUUAUGGAUAUUCACCCCACUUGGUCAAACAAUUCUGCAGAUGCAAAAUCUCUUGAUAAGGGACGCAUGAUACUCAGUGAAGAGCAUGAAUUGGUUGCUUUCAAUAAUGGUGACAUCAACAAAUGGGAUGUUUCACUCAUUACAAAGGUACUCCUAUAUUCAAAGAAAUGCAAAGAGGUAAUCUCCAAGAGACUGGGAUUUAAACGUGCUAUUUGCUGCAUUAAACGUUAUAAGGACAAGCUGGUUAGCCAUGCAUGUGAUGAGAAAAUGUCUGAUGCUGAUUACCAAGUCCAUUGGCCUGCAAUAUCUGGACAUCUAGAAACUAUUGGAGCAAGCAAGGAAGAAAUUGAUACAAUUCUCAAAGAAAAUGGCAAGGUUUACCAUGACCAGCUGAGUUCCCGACAUGACUAUCCUAAUUGGGAUGAAUGGAUGAAGUUCCGUAAUAAUGUACGCAAUUUUGACCAUUCCCAGAACAACUAUAUUCUUGUGACUGACGCAAUAUCACCAGAAUUGACGGAGUGCUACUCCGUUUUUCGAAGUGUCCCAUGGAAAAUGGUCCUGGAUUUUGACCCAUCUUCCGAAGAGGCGGGAAUGUACCAAGACUUCACUUCAAAGGAUGGAACAAGCAGCCUCAUUAACAUGAUCACACCCGGAGAAAUACGUCGUCUACCUUUCUCCAGUCUUUCUCGGCACAUUGAUGCGAAAAAAACUCAAUGGAUGUUUGUCAAUGGAAGAAAGAGUGACGGAUCUGAUGGUGGGCCUCAACACUUUGAGGACUGGGAAGAUGUUUCACUCAAAGAAAUAACAAAGUUUUUUGGAUGCUUUUCUGAACCAGACAAAUUCGAUAAGAAUAUGCCAGUAAUUUGCCUUGUUUUGCCUUUUAAAAAAGAAUCAGUUCCUUUCAUUGAAGUAACGCUGAGAAGACUGGUGGAAAAUUUCAAUGAAUUUAACUUGCAAUUUGUUGGAAUCAAGCAAGACCAGUGUGGUGCCCUUUCAGAUAGAUUGCUGAAGAAGAUAAACUUGCAAGCUACAGAUCUUGGACCACAACUUUUGCGUCUAGCAAUGGAAGACCUAUUCCAUAUUUCAUCAGAACAAAGUUACUGCAUGCCAACUUCUCAAGCAAAUGUGCCCGCAAAGCUAACACAAAAGGAAUAUCUCUAUCUCAAAGAGUAUUUAGAUGUGCUGUACGAAGGCUGCGAAGAUCCUGCAGACCUGAUCGAUGACGAUGAUGAUUUCGUUGAAGAACGUAAAAAGUCAUUUAUGUCCGGGAAUUGUAUCUCUUUCGUAAGCCUCUCUUACAACCAUGAUGCAAAAAGAGAAAUCAGCAACGUCAUUCGCACCCAUAUCCAACGUAUCCUAGAUCAGGGUCCUAGUACACACCCAUCUAUUGUUGAAAUUUCUCACUCUCCGGGCUCAGGGGGAUCAACAAUAGCGAGGCGUGUGAUGUGGGAUUUACACAAGUCUUAUCCAUGUGUAUUUGCAAAGCUUGAGGACCAUAAAAAUGAUCUCGAAGAUGAUAGUACAUUUUUAGAUCAUCUUGCAGACCGCAUAAUUUUUGUGCAAGAUAAGUGCUACACAACGCCUGUGGUCCUCCUAGAUGGAAAGCAUACGAGUAUUGAAGCUCUAAGCAGUAGGUUGGCUCGUAACCUAAAUAGCAAAGGUAGGAAAGCUGUAUUGCUGAGAUGUAAUCAUACUUCAGGAGAGGGCAAAAGUCAAAGUAUCCCUGAAUCUUCAGAGGUCCAUGCUAGGUUUUGCGUUAAUGUAAAGCUUGAAAAAUCAAAGGCGGACCUCAAAGAAUUUAAAGACAAAUAUAAAGAUUAUAUCGAAGAUUUUAAGAAGAUCAAAUCAGUGUCAGGCCUGUCUAGAGUAUUUCAUUUUCCUCUUUUAGCUAUGUUGGGGGAAUUUAGACCCAAGCUACAGCAGAUAGUUUAUGAAAGUUUCGAUGAGAUGGAACCUCUGGAAAAGGAAAUAGUGCUUGUUGUCGCCUUCCUACAGAAGUAUGCUGCACGAGCAACACCAGCUCCACUCUUAUACGCUGCAUUUAAGAACUCUUUCCAGCAGAGUAGUAAGCAAGCUAUUACAUACGAGGACAUUAGCAAAAUCAUCACAGAGCCGUUAUCGAAUUUAAUGGUGCCUGCAGACCCUACUAAAUUCCUUUAUCAAGGACGAUACAAAAGGCUCAACUAUUUUCAAGAAAGAUAUACCCUUCAGCAUCCUGAUGUUGCUGAAUUAGUCCUCAAGAAAGCAAAGAUGACUUUAAAGCAGGACACAAUGGCUAUAACCCGUGAUUUCCUGGGUUUUCCUAUUUAUGAUGACAUCCGCUUUAUCCCUCUAAUGAAGGAUUUGUUUGUGCUUAACGGGAGUCUACGAGGGGGCGGAUUCUCUUCAUUGUUCAAGGAGCUAAAUGCGAUGAAUUCCAAAGAGGCUGGAGAACUGUUCUGUGAAGCUGCAGAUAAGACCAAGGAUGUUGCUGUCGUUACAGGUGCAGCUCGGUUUUUUGCUAACCUGCAGUCGCCAAGUUUCGAAAAAGCUAAAGAAUUGACCGAUAAGGCGUUUGAAUGUAGGAAUGCAAAAGACAAACGCAAUAAAAUAUAUGACGUAAAGGGAGUAGUUCUGUCAAAAGAAAUACGGUUCCUGUCAAACAACGAGCAAAUAAACUCUUUACAAGAAUUGCAAGGUUUGGCAGAGAAAGCUAUAAGUUCAUUUAGGAAAGCAAAAUCCAAUUUCCCUUCCUUUCCUAAUCCUCUUAUUGGAGAGGUUAAGACGUGGUUGACUUGCAUAGAUUGGAUAACGAAAACCCGCUUCAAUGGGGAUUCCAAUAAGACCUUGGAGUUCAUCACGUCACGUGAAGCGCCUUCGUUUUUCCAAACUUGCAUAAACCACUCCUUUAAUCUUCUAGAUACUGUCGAUGAAAUAGUUCAGUCAGCUAACAACUUGCCAGAUCCAGACAAGACACAGAGGGAGGCAAACAGAUUAAGACUGGGACUAAUAAAAACAAUCAGAAAAUCAAAUGAAGGACGAUCGGCAGAGGAAACGGAAGUCGUUGAAGUAUGUAAGGCUCUGUGUUCCGCUGAGUUUCCGGCUUCAUCAGAACUUGAGCUAAAACGUCUUCAAGUACAAUACCUCUUAAGCUCUGUGAAGCAGAUGGAAAGCUUAAGCACAGAGGCUCUCCAGUACCUAAUGGAACUACUAACAGAAUUGGUCGAGGUCGAGAAAGACGCAGUUUUUGCUAAACACCUAAUGAAAGUUUGCAUUCUUAUUGAUGGUUUUUCUUUGGAUAGAGGUCUCGAAGCUUGCGAAAUCUGGAGCAGAAUAUCCAAUUAUGAUCCUUUUCCUUAUUUUUACGAAAUGAUGAUCUGUUUCCUCGAGAUACUGGAUGGACGUACAUUCGAGUAUAGAUCGAAAUAUCAUGAGUCUCUGGAUAACUGUAAAGCCAAAUCCCAACACAACUAUAAGAAAAUGAUGUCCACGCAUUUUUUGGGUAAGGAAGGGGAAGGAAUGUCUCGUCUCAUGACCAAAGCUGCUUUCUUCAGUGGCGAAACAGAAUAUAAGUCUUCUAUCAGUGAAGUAGCUGAAACCUAUUGGAAAACGAAAAGCCGCAAAAAGCUUUUGGAGUGUUGUGGUCGAAUAAAAAGUCGUACGUCCUCUAGUGGAAAGGAUGACCAUCUUAUCAUUGAGCUUCUUCAAGGCAACGUCGAGCUUCACGUUGCCAGAAAGGCUAGCAUUGGAGCACCGGAUCGCGAUUUUGUCCCUGGAAGUAAGGUUUACUUCGUUGUUAGCUUUAACCUUUUGGGACCAGUUGCCAACGGCAUAACUUUCAAGCCAUCAAAUGAGCGAAGUGACACAGAAGAGAAGUAAAAUCCUAACCACUAUAUGUACAAGGCAUUGAAACUGAACCCUGCUGUCAGUGUACCAUAUGCAAACAAUAAUAGAUAAUUAUUAUCUAUAUCAUAUUGAAACAGUCCAGCAUGUUUCGUAAAACCACUUUGUCAAGGUUCAGGAAAAUUGAAUUUCAAGAACUGAAGUCUCGUACAAUAACGAACAUAUAGACAGUAGAGAAAGGCACAGACUCCAUCGGAACAAAAAAAUUAAACUUGAAUGUGUACUGAUGCCAAAGAUUUUAUUAUCAAGCAUGCUUAGUGAGAUGCAGUUAGACAAUCUGACCAGGAUGAAGCAACCAGUUGAAAAACGGCGAGGUCCACGCCAUAAGUAAAAAUGGAUUAGGCUUCAUUUGAUAGUAGGUAGCUAGCUAGAUAUAGUCAUUUAAUAAUAUUACCACAACAAAGGUCUUGGACCUUUCAUAAUGGCAAACGAGGUGCAUUGAUGUCGCGCUUCACCGUAUAGAAAAAAGUGAUCGAAGUUUUCUCAAUUCGCUUUUGCCUUCAAAUUUGAAUUUUUUUUUUUUUAUAAAUUCAACAAAUUUCCUCUAUUUCUGAUUUACUUAGCCAGAUUGUACGUUUUUAUUCAAAAGGACAAUGGGAAGAAUGAUAUAAAACGCCAUUUUUUAGCCAUAUAUUCAUAGAAAUAACCAGACCAAAUAGGGGAAAAAAACUUUAUUCUCGACUUUCACAUCCCCAUAAUGCCUUGCGUUUUUGGGGGGUAACCAAUCAAAAAACUGUCCCAAAUUGAAAGGU